Messenger RNA from Onthophagus taurus, 1985 nucleotides. NCBI's taxonomy places the organism in Eukaryota, Metazoa, Arthropoda, Insecta, Coleoptera, Scarabaeidae. The record is from RefSeq and is a predicted model, not a curated record.
GUGCGUAUGUGGUGGUGGUGGGGGUAAUCAGAAAGUCAGACAUGUUGGAUGUACCGACCUGAACUUAGCUACAGUUUCAAGUCUCUAUUGUACCUACAAUUGAGGAGUAGAAGUAACAAAGGUGCUAAGUGCAUAUUUUGCCAAAAAAUAAGAUACAGUGGAACCUCGAUAAUCCGUGUCUCUAUUAACCGUUUUUCUCGAUAAUCCGUGCGAAGCCCUCAUUUCAAAUAUCCGUGCAUUUCAAUGUUUUGAACCCAGUUAAUCGUGCGAAACCAGUUUUGCAACCGAUUCGUUGGCGCGUCAGUUCUACUACAUACUAGUUAUUGCUUAUGCUUAUGAAUUUUAUUAAUUAAUUUAUUAUACGUCUCAAAACGUUUCUAUAAUAGUGCGUGUUUUAUUUAUACAAGGUAAGAAGUUACUGUUUUUGUAUGAAAUAUGUAGAUGUUCAUGAAUGUUUUCGUAUAGUUUAGGCUCUGUGCUAAACUAAAGUACACUACCAAAAAUGGAUGCAAAGAGAAAGAAAAUUGUUCUAACCGUCGGAACAAAGCUAAAGUUGAUUGAACGUCACGAGAAAGGGGAUACUGUUUCAAAGUUAGCUAAAGAAUACAAUAUUAGAUUGCAAACUGUUCGAGAUAUUGUACGACAAAAAGAAAAUCUCUUAAAAUUCACUUCGCGGACCGAUUCACUAAAAGGAACAGCACAUCGUAAAUCAACAAAACCCUCCACACUAGAAGAGUUAGACUAUGCGGUAUACCAUUGGUUCAAACAAAAACGCACAGAAGGCCAUCCAGUUAGAGGACCACUGUUAUUAGAGAAAGCACAAUGGUUUCAUCAAAAGAUGAACAUUCAAAAACCUUUUCAAGCAUCACAGGGAUGGUUACAUCGAUUCAAAUUACGUCAUGGAAUACGGCAGCUUAAUAUUCAAGGUGAAAAAUUAAGUUCCGAUAAAAGCGCUGCAGAAUCAUAUCUUAUAGAAUUUAACCGUUUAAUCGAAACAUAUGAGCUCACAUUGGAGCAAGUGUAUAACGCCGAUGAGACCGGUUUCUUUUGGAAACCGAUGCAAAAUGAAAAAAAUGCUCCAGGUCACAAAUCUAGUAAGGAACGUAUAACAUUAAUGCCCUGUGCCAAUGCUAGUGGAAGCCAUAAAUUACCACUGUUGUGCAUAGGUAAAUCAAAAAACCCAAGAUCAUUCAAGGGAACCGAAAUGAAACAUUUUCCUGUUUGUUAUAAAUAUCAAACAAAGGCUUGGAUGAAUCAAGACAUUUUUAAAGCUUGGUUUUUUGAAGAAUUUGUUCCUUCAGUUAAGAAACAUUUGAAAUCAAAACACUUACCCGAAAGAGCAAUGCUCUUAUUGGAUAAUGCUCCCUCACAUCCAGAAGAACGUACAUUACAAACGGCUGAUGGUCAAAUUUUUGUGCAGUAUUUGCCUCCAAAUGUUACGGCUUUAUUACAGCCGAUGGAUCAAGGGGUAAUAGAGGCUUGCAAGCGCCGCUUUAGAAAAAUAAUGUUGCGGCUUCUUUUAGAAGCAGAUUGCUCACUGAAAGAAUUUUGGAAGAAAUGGAACAUCAAAGAUGCCAUAUAUGCGGCAGCAGAGAGUUGGGGUGAUGUUCCAAAUGUAACAAUACAAAAAUCUUGGUUCAAAGUUUGGCCACAACUUACAGAAAAUUUUAGUUCCUCCAAAAAUGAAGAAUCUACUGUAGUGACGUCUAGGCAACUCUUGAAUGGCAUACAAAAUGUUGUAGAAUUUGAAUUUGUAGACAUAACCGACAUUGAGGAAUGGUUACACUGCGAUAAAAACGAACCGGGUUUCGGAACCUACAGCAACCGAUGCCACCGAUGAGGAAGAUGAAGACGAAAACGUUUCUACACCAGAAAAAAAAGUUCCACCAGAAGCUGCACUCUCACAUGUAGACGGGCUAUUAAGUUUUUUAGAUCAACAAAAUGAUACAGAUCACAUAGAUGUUUUGAACUUGCGGAAAAUUCGU